This is a messenger RNA of Manduca sexta (tobacco hornworm), 1925 nucleotides long. Its product is annotated as nucleolar protein 11. Gene Ontology annotation, molecular function: RNA binding. NCBI's taxonomy places the organism in Eukaryota, Metazoa, Arthropoda, Insecta, Lepidoptera, Sphingidae. Gene Ontology annotation, biological process: maturation of SSU-rRNA. The record is from RefSeq and is a predicted model, not a curated record. Gene Ontology annotation, cellular component: nucleus; nucleolus. Bases 179 to 1912 code for a protein of 577 amino acids. The transcript is spliced from 4 exons.
CAAAACUGGCACUUUGUAUUGUCACUUGUCAGUUGUCAUUUUAUUUGAAAGUUGUAUGAAAUGUUGAUAGGAAAUCAUGCCGUUUACCAAAAUAGUACACAAUAAUUGUUACAUGUAGGCUUUUAUGUACUGCUAAUAUAUUGUAUAAUUAUUAUUAUUAAUAUUGUAACUGGCAAAUAUGGCUAAGUUCCACAAUUACUAUGUUCUAUGUCCUUUAAUUGAUCAGAAAAGUUUUCUCGGCGUGUCCACGGAUAAAGACGAAGACUGUGUGAUUGUUACUCUAGGUCGUAACGUUGUUAAUAAAUACAGGCUAUCAGAUCAAAAACAAAUUGCUGGUUGGACAUCUAAAAUCCAUAUCACAUCUGCAGUGAUCUAUGAUGCAGAACCGGACAACUAUGUGGGUGUGUUUAACAACAACUUCAUUAAAACUUGGAAGGAGGAUGCCACCAAUUUGGACAAAGUUAAAAAGAUAAAGUUCCCAUUAAACAUUCUUAAACUCAUACCAAGAGACAACCAAUCACCACUUGUAAUAUUCAGCAAUGGAAACUGUUCAUCUCUCUCAUAUGCAAUUGAAAACAGAAAAACAUAUGAAGGGAAACCAUUGGUUAAAGAAACAGAAACAGUAGUUGAUGUUGCAUCUUAUACUCAUAAUAAUGAGAAUUAUAUUUGUUAUAUUGUAAAAAAUAACAAAGAUGCUUAUGAAAUAGUGAGUUGUCCUGUAAAAGAAGAGUUGGGAGAUCUUGAGAGAGCCAAACUGAAUAAAAUUAAGAUAACAAGAGAUGAUGUUUAUGUUGUUGGUAAAUUGAUAUGUGUGGAGAGAUGUUCUGUGUAUGUUUUAUGGAAUGACUCAAAAAUGACAGUGUAUAACUUAAUACAGAAAACAUGGAAUACUGUAGGGAAUGUGCCUUGGAUAUCAACACAGUCCAGUGUUUCACUAGCAUGGUUGGGAAAAUCACACCUCAUUUUAUUUGGAAGUAAUAUGGAUCAAGAUGGUGCCAUUAUUGUAGCAUAUAACAUAACUCUUGGAGUAGGAUCUUGCAGGUACCCUAUGAAGAUGUAUACUGAAGAAGCAAAGCUCUACUGCCUCAAUAGUAGAAUAAUCCUGGAAACCUCUAACCAUAUUGGUGUGUUACCAUAUAUUUUGGAAACAAAAAGAAAUCUGUCCAACCUUAUGGGAUCACAUGAAGUGACAUCAGAUGAGGUAACAGAAAUAGCUGACUGGGGAACACCUACCACUCCACAAUUUCAUGUAGAUGAAAAAUUGAAAGAUUUAAUAAAAUUUGGUCUGUCUGAAAGAAAUAUGUGUGCACAAAUAAUACCACCAUUAUUGGAGAAAGACAAUUUCCAAAGUGUAAUACCAGCUAUGAGGAAUUUCACUGACAUUCCAGAAUCCGUGUUAGUAGCUGUGUUGAAAUAUGCUAUCAAAUUAGUGAACCCAAACAAUGUAGAUGUAGCAGACUUUGAGAAAUUUUCGGAAUUCUGUAAAGAAAAUAAUGAGGCAGAAAAGAAAAAAUUUCAGUUCUUAAGUGAUGUUCUCUUGAUAACAUUCAGUGAUUCCUUAAUCAUACGGCACUUGAGGAAUGGACUAAAUCUAGAUGAUUCAUUAUUCCUCCUUUCAUACAUAACAUAUCUUAUAGUUACUCCAAAUAUAGAUUUUCAAAUAGACUAUGAAAGCAAAUUAUAUGACUGGUGUAUUCUAUUGAUGGAUGCUUUCUAUCAACAAUAUCUUAUGACAAAAGAUGAGAAAGUAAAACAUGUUCUGCAGAAUGUGUUGGAUGUCACUUCCAACCUAAUAGAGCAAUUGGAAAAUAUUAGUGGUGUGAUGGCUCAGCUAAACAAGCUCUUAUCUGGUAAACUUAUUCAAAAUAAUGAAGAGAGAUCUUCAUAUGUCAUUGAAUUGAUGGAAAUAUAAUUUUGAUAAUCUU